AUGUUACUCCGGCACAGUCUUCCCCGGACCUCAACGCCGUCGAGCUGGUUCUCGCGGAUAUCCCCAGCAAGCACCAUGCCUCUUCGCGCCAAGGUCACCAACCCGACAUUCGUGGCGGCAUCCAAGAUGUCGACCGCGUCAACAUCAGGUAUUCCCGGGCGACAAGCCGGCGACGAGCCCGACGACGUCCUCUUCAACUCUCUCUAUGGAGUGCGACUAGUAGAAUUGAACAGACCGAACAAGCUCAAUUCGUUGAACGGAUCGAUGGUUCGAAAGAUUCUCCCUCGUCUCAAGGAAUGGGAAAAAUCUCAACUGGCCAACAUUGUGAUGCUCUCCGGAGCCGGUACCAAGGCCCUUUGUGCUGGCGGCGACGUGGCUGCUCUAGCAUUACAAAAUGAGAAAGGAGAAGAGGGACAAAAGGCAUCCGCAGACUUCUUCGGCCUUGAAUACAAGCUUGACCACCUCAUCGCGACCUACUCGAAACCCUUCAUUUCCGUGAUGGACGGCAUCACCAUGGGUGGAGGUGUUGGCCUCAGUGUCCACGCGCCAUUCCGUAUCGCUACCGAGCGCACCGUUUUCGCUAUGCCCGAGACAACCAUUGGCUUCUUCCCCGACGUGGGCGGCUCCUUUUUUCUCCCUCGCCUCGAUGGAGAGAUUGGAACAUAUCUCGCCUUAACGUCAGAGCGAUUGACGGGUGUCCAGAACCUCUAUGCCGGCAUUGCUACGCACUACUUCCACUCCAGCGCUCUCCGCAACUUGACGGCCCGUCUGUCUGAGCUUGUCUUUAGCGACCACGCCUCUCUUCGCGAGCGACUUGACCUUGUCAACUCGACAAUGGCUGAGUACUCAACCGGCCUGCCUACCCUUGAAGAAGAGCCAAUCAAGCUGGGAGGCAGCCUGCGCACUGCGAUUGACCGAUGCUUCAGCUACUCGACUGUCGAAGAAAUUUUCGAGGCUCUUGAGAAGGAGACAACGCACAAGGCAUGGGCUGAAAAGACGCUCGAAACUAUGUCACAGCGUUCGCCUACAUCGCUCAAGGUGACCUUGCGUCAGAUGCGCCUCGGCAAAUCAUGGUCCAUUUCUGAAGCAUUCCAGCGUGAGCAUCAGAUUGCUGCUCACUUCAUGCGCCACCCAGACUUUGUCGAGGGAGUCAAGGCACGUCUGAUGUCGAAGCCACCUCGCCAGGCGAAAUGGCAGCCUGCGACGCUGCAGGAAGUGACUACUGAUCGUGUUGACCAAUUCUUCAGUGUUCCUGAAGGCGAAGAGCUCCUGGAUUUGCUGAGCGAAACCAACUACGAGUCAUACCCCCAUCAGUACGGGCUGCCCAGUGAGAAGGAUAUUCAAGACUUGGUACAAAGAAUCCCCAACACCUCUCAAGAGGCGCAGGAGUUUGCGAACUUUGGCAAGAAGGAGGGUGCCAGAGAGAAGCUGGCUGAGGUGCUGGCCCGACGAACAGUUCUAACUGCUCAGGGCAGGAAGUGGAACUAG
Aspergillus calidoustus is the source of this 1488-nucleotide messenger RNA. Lineage: Eukaryota; Fungi; Ascomycota; Eurotiomycetes; Eurotiales; Aspergillaceae. The record is from the annotation of a GenBank genome assembly.